AUGGCGGUCGGGCUUGGAGUGAGCCGGAUGCUACAUCUGCUCAUCAUCGGUCUGACGCUGCUUGCUCUGACUGUGGCCAUUCCUUCGGGCCAUCAUGGGCACCAACACACUCACCACCACAGGUCCUCUGACCUUGGCCCCCAGCUAGGAAGUCGUGAUGGGAAACCCUUUCCCUUACGUAUCAUGCCUCUCGGGGCUUCGAUCACCACGGGUCUCAAGUCAUCGGAUAAAAAUGGGUACCGUAAAGUGCUGCGCCAGCAACUCCGAUUUGCGGGAUGGGAGGUGAAUAUGGUUGGCUCCCUCAAAAGUGGGGACAUGAAGGACAAUGAUAACGAAGGGCAUUCCGGAUGGAUCAUUUCCGAGAUCGCCGAAGCCGCUGAAAGGACCAUUCCCAAGGCCCCUAACCUUAUUCUCAUCAAUGCUGGCACCAAUGAUGCGGUUAAGCCUAUCCACCCUGAUUCAGCGGGAGAAAGGAUGAAUAAAAUGCUCACUCGUCUAUAUGAUGCGAUUCCUGGAACGACCAUUAUUCUCUCGACACUACUACCCAAUAGGGACGACAAGGCACAGGCCAAUGUGGUCAAGAUUAAUGAGCAAUACCGGAAUAUCGCAGCUACGCGCAUUAAGGAAGGCGACCGUAUGGUGCUAGCCGAGAUGAGCGAUGGUUUUAUUCAAGUGUCAGAGCUCGUCGACGGUACUCAUCCGACAGAUAAAGGGUAUGAAAAGAUGGCCUCAGUAUGGUGGGCUGCAAUUCAGGAAGCGGAAUCCCGAGGGCUUUUACAAAAACCGAAGGACAUUGGAGAGAGUGACUGGGCCGAUACAACCUGCGAGAAAGAGUUCGGUAGUGGAAACAGCGGAGGGAAGGUGAAAACCCAACGCGGUAGUGGCUGGGAUGACGGUGACUAUAAGCAUGGUUCCCAGCACAUGGGGCAGAUCAAACAGAUUGGCAUCACUAAUUCAAAGGAGGAUACCCACCCAGGUAUCAAUUAUGCCCAGCUGGUCAAUCAGGGGGGUGCCCAUCGUGAGGGAGCUCUCGAUGAGCUUGUUUGGACUCGAGACGGUCUUGGGACUUGGAUGUAUCCUAAUAAUGGUAACGGCAAAUUCGGAAACCCCGUGAAGAUUGAUGUCAAGGAUAAUUGUCUUGCCCGAGGCGUACAUUGGGGUGAUCUGAACAAUGAUGGGUUGGAUGAUUUCAUCUGUAUCAGCAGGGAAGGUGCCAUGUAUGCCUCCAUUAACCAAGGAGGCAGCCCCCCUCAAUUCAAGUCCAUUGGGCUGGUCAGGGCUGCACCGGGAGGGGAUCUGGCUCAAGCCAACGUACGACUCGGUGAUAUUGACGGCGAUGGCCGUAUUGAUUACUGUCUGGCCAAGAACAAUGGUGAUAUCCAAUGCUGGAGAAAUGGAGGCCAGAAGGACGCCCCAACAAAGCAGUUUGGUGGCUAUUGGCAGGACUUAGGGGUCGUCUUUACUGGCAAGGGUAUGGGCGAUCUUAGAGGGGUCCAUCUGGUUGAUAUCAACGGUGACUUCCGCUCUGACUGGCUUUGGCUAGAUGAAGAGGGAAAGGUCACCACAUAUAUCAAUCAGCGUGGCUCAGGAAAGGGCAGUUUGGUCCCAGAAUGGCGACGGAUUGGUGUUACACAUGCGGGUAUGGGCGUGAAGGGUGCCAGAGACCGGAUCAAGUUCGGCCAGGUUUAUCCAGGAGGUGGCGCCGAUUACGUGUGGAUACAAUCCAUAAAGAAUGCGAAGACGUACAACCACUACACCAAUGUGUGGAAGAAUACAGGCAAGGGUGGAACCACUCUAAAGGCCGACGGCGAUUUCUACUGUGACUGGCGUGGCACUGGUGCAGAUGAUUAUAUCUGGGUCUCCCCUACCGGACGCGGUUUGCUCUAUGGCAAUAUCCAUAAGCCCCCUGUCUGGGUCCCGGAGGGCCCGGAAAUCUUCAACAUUGGAAGAGAACGCAAGAGUAUUCACCUGGCUGAUUUCGAUGGUGAUGGCAAGUGCGAUAUUUGGGCUGUCAACCGUGAGACUGGUGCGGCAGAAGUGUGGAUCAACAAUUGGAACGAUGAUAUUAAGGGUGGCUUCCUCACCUAUAAAGGGGUCAUUAGUGGAAACGUGAAAUGUACCGAAGGAUGGGGAGUUGGGCUUUAUGAUAUUGGCGUGAGGGUGGCUGAUCUAGAUGGUGACGGUCGCGCAGAUUACCUGUGUAUGGAACCGAAUGGACGAACCGUUGGAUGGUUGAACAAGGGUGUCAAUAACUUCCAGUCCCAGGGCCAAGUUAAACGCACCCAAGGAUAUGACCGGGCCAAUCAUCGCUGGGCCGAUGUAGACGGUGAUCGUCGCGUGGAUUUCCUGUGGGUCGACAAGUUCAAUGGCAAUACAUUGGUUUGGAUCAAUAAAGGUCCACAUCCUACCGCGGGGUCCAGUUGGAAGUGGGAGCUCCUGGACGGCCCACGGUAUCAAGGAUCAGAUAGAGGCGCGUACACGUGGUUCAAUACCUGCCCUGGAAGUGAUAGCAGCGCUGUGGAUGAUGGUGACCCGUCCAAAGACCCUGGAUUACCUCCAUACAACCCCCCUGGUCAGCCUACACCUACUGGCAAGCCACCAAUCACCCCGACUCCGACUGGUAAUGCGGGUGAUGAACCACCUAAGGGCUAUUAUGAACAUUGGCCCCUGGAUGAUAAGGCUCGCGAAGACGCCAUAUGCGGUGACAUGAACCAAUUGGAUAAAGCGUUGUGGAACGAGAUGGAUGCUGGGUCCUGGCUUAUCACCACAGCCGGGUGGUACCAGAAGCUUGCUCUGGAUCCGAAUAGUGACUUUCAGUGGCCGGGUGGCGACGGGGGUGCUGGUGGCAUAGCCCUCGCCCUUUCCGCAUAUCAGGGGCUUAAGAAUGACGGAACAUACGUAUGGGAUUGCGUAAAUCCCCGCGAGAAAUGCAAUGUGGAUAACCUGAGCAACGCGAACUUUUGCCGGGAUGGCCGUAUGUACCGAGUCCAGGCUCUACAUGCAGUCCGUAAUUUGGCGAGGUACCUCGGAAUUGUGCACAAAGUUAUGGGGGAUGUCUGGAACAGCAUGAGUUUCAAAACCGCCAGCAUGGUAACCAAAUACUCACAUUCCGGUGACAAGGACAGCGAUCUUGGUCCCGACGCUGGCCUAACUCUUGCAGCUGGUGUGGCCAGUAUUAUUGCCGGAUUCUUCGAGAGCUCUCUGGCGGGCAUACCGGCUGGAGUAGCAACAUUCGGGGCCGCCGCCGUGACGACACUGGAUGAAACUAGUGCAGACACUAUUCGGUUCAAGACAUAUGCGCAGCUAGGUGACAGAGCGGACGAGAUCAAAACUGCGGUUACCGGCAGUCUAGAUACAUUCUACAAGAAGCUCUUUCUGACUACACCCCCAGCUGAUCCUAAUUGGGUCACCCAACCCACGUCUAUACCGCGCAUAUUGCAAAGCGGUCAUUUCGCGGGCAUUGACAGUCUCAACCAGGAUAGUCCGGUGAUGCCGAAGAACGAGGAACUUAGAAAAUUUGCUGCUGCGCCGUUAAUUAACAUGUUGUGGAAAAAGGAUCUCGUCAUUGUUGUGAAAAUCGACAAUGAUUCUAUUUUCACUCGAGAUGGUUCAGCAUACCACCCUUGUGACAAGAACGGCGAUAUCGAUGAGAACCAAGACAGCACAGACUUCAAGUACUGCAACCCAGAUGGCAGUGCCUUCCUUCUGCUUAUCAAGGACGAACUACGGAGCUCGGCCCAUACGCCCGAAAUCAAACCCCCCAAGGGGAUUGCCGGACUGCAGGACGAAUACGGAUUCAACGGCCAUGAUGUCGCUCGAUCCGCCUACCUUAUCCAAAAGACGACAAACGAAUGGACGUCCUCAGUGGACGCAGGCUCAUACUUCAGUUGGAUUCCCCAGACCUCUGGGGCUGAUAUUCCUGCGUGGCAGAUGAUGAGGUGGAACCUGCCGUGCGUAUUGGAGAAAGUCAAGUAUGUUUGCGGGCGCCAGGCGGGUUGGCCAGAGGACUAUGUAUACACACCUUGGGGGUACCACGAGGGAAAGCCCUAUUCGGAGCCUUCAAGUCCUGAUGAUGUGGUCCAAUCCUUGAUGCGCGGUUGA
Aspergillus pseudotamarii is the source of this 4101-nucleotide messenger RNA. RefSeq lists its product as uncharacterized. The transcript is spliced from 17 exons. Lineage: Eukaryota; Fungi; Ascomycota; Eurotiomycetes; Eurotiales; Aspergillaceae. The record is from RefSeq and is a predicted model, not a curated record. Gene Ontology annotation, molecular function: phosphatidylcholine lysophospholipase A1 activity. Bases 1 to 4101 code for a protein of 1366 amino acids.